Molecule: messenger RNA, 1170 nt
Organism: Aureobasidium melanogenum CBS 110374
Lineage: Eukaryota; Fungi; Ascomycota; Dothideomycetes; Dothideales; Saccotheciaceae
Product: glycolipid anchored surface protein GAS1
Exons: 5
Coding region: 1-1170 (389 amino acids)
Biological process (GO): fungal-type cell wall (1->3)-beta-D-glucan biosynthetic process
Cellular component (GO): fungal-type cell wall; cytoplasm
Molecular function (GO): 1,3-beta-glucanosyltransferase activity
Source: RefSeq, a predicted model, not a curated record
AUGAAGCUUGGAUCAACCUCCCUAAUUACGAACAAGUUCUUCGUUCGAGGAGUUGUCUAUUACCCGAAAGACAAUCGGCACAACCCCAUCUUCAAUGAUCCUAUAGCAGACGACUGUAUAUCCAUGCUAGAACAGAAUGUUGUACUGUUCAAGGAACUUGGAAUCAACACCUUGUAUAUAUACUCUGUCGACAACACGAAGCAGCACGACAAAGCCAUGAAGUUGCUCCAAGAAGCGGGAAUUUAUGUUGUGGUGGGCGUCUCGACUCCAUCUUGCUGCAUCAACCGAUCCGAUCCUUACGAGUCAUACAACACUGCUAACGUCUCUUAUUUUCUCAAAACGGCGGGUGUCAUGGCUGGUUAUGCAAACACCCUGGGCAUUGUCGCAACCUAUCACAUGGCUGGUUUUCGUGAUUCGCUUCACGCAUUCCCUGUAUUAAAAGCUGUCAUUCGGGAUCUCAAGAGAUUCCUACUUGCCAGCCACAAGAGCAAGGGAACACGAGUACUUCCUGUAGGCUAUUCGCAACCAACUGCUGUACACAUCAAGCGUUCAGAGUUCCUGGAGUAUCUGUACCUCGGCGACCAAGAAAGCGCGAUCGACUUCCUAGCGGCAAGUUACCGUUUGAAACGUCUACCGAACUAUGGAUGGGCGGGGAUAAAAUCGAACAUGCAAAUGUCUGGCUGGAACGCUCUCAUCGAUCGAUAUGAGAAUUUCGCCAUUCCUGCGUUCCUUUCGGAGUAUGGUGUGAACACAUACCAACCUCGGCAAUUUUUAGAAACCUCAGCACUCUACUCUGACCCCAUGACCAGAGUGUUUUCUGGCGGCUGUGUAUACGAUUUUACGGACACGCCUAACAACUUCGGCCUAGUAGCAAUGCCGGGUGCAGAUAAAGAAAGGUGGUUCCAGAACUUCAGAGGCAACGAGAAAAAGGUUAACGAGGUACGACAAACCGACCAGGGCAAUCUCUACAUUUAUCACGACUUCGUCAAUUACAAAAAAGCCCUUGCUGAACCCACUGGUUACGACCCGAGUUGGGACAUUAUGGAGAGCCAGGCAGUGGAAAGACAUAACAUUGACACGACCCAAAUGACCUGGCCAUGGGACCCCCGGUAUCAAAUGCCUGCUACAUGCAUAGAUUGGGAUAGUAUCGAGGAGGUUGUGAGGCGUUAG